Phacochoerus africanus (Common warthog) is the source of this 951-nucleotide messenger RNA. RefSeq names its product olfactory receptor 4F3/4F16/4F29-like. Gene Ontology annotation, cellular component: membrane. Bases 13 to 951 code for a protein of 312 amino acids. The transcript has a single exon. Gene Ontology annotation, biological process: G protein-coupled receptor signaling pathway. The record is from RefSeq and is a predicted model, not a curated record. NCBI's taxonomy places the organism in Eukaryota, Metazoa, Chordata, Mammalia, Artiodactyla, Suidae. Gene Ontology annotation, molecular function: G protein-coupled receptor activity; olfactory receptor activity.
GCUGAUAAAUCAAUGGAUGGAGCAAAUCACUCUAUGGUGUCAGAAUUUGUGUUCCUGGGAAUCACCAACUCCUGGGAAAUACAACUUCUCCUCUUUCUGUUCUCUUCUGUUUUUUAUGUGGCAAGUAUGAUGGGAAAUUCUCUCAUUUUGCUCACUGUGACUUCCGACCAUCACUUACACUCCCCCAUGUACUUUCUAUUAGCCAACCUCUCCUUCAUUGAUCUGGGAGUUUCUUCUGUCAUUUCUCCCAAGAUGAUUUAUGAUCUGUUCAGGAAACAUAAAGUCAUCUCCUUCAGCGGCUGCAUCACUCAAAUCUUCUUCAUCCACAUCAUUGGUGGUGUGGAGAUGGUGCUUCUCAUCGCCAUGUCCUUUGACAGAUAUGUUGCCAUAUGUAAGCCUCUUCACUAUUUGACUGUUAUGAGCCCCAGAAUGUGUAUUCGGCUUCUGGUCGCUGCAUGGAUAAUUGGCUUCCUUCACUCUAUGGUACAACUGGCAUUUGUUGUAAAAUUGCCAUUCUGUGGCCCUAAUGUUCUAGACAGCUUUUACUGUGAUUUUCCUCGGUUCAUCAAACUUGCCUGCACAGAUACCUACAGACUAGAGUUUAUGGUCACUGCCAACAGUGGAUUUAUAUCCCUGGGAUCAUUCUUCAUACUGAUUAUCUCCUAUAUUUUUAUCCUGAUCACUGUUCGGAAACACUCUUCAGGGAGCUCAUCUAAGGCCCUCUCCACCUUGUCAACUCAUGUCAUGGUGGUGAUUUUAUUUUUCGGCCCUUGCAUUUUUGUUUAUAUGUGGCCUCAUCCCACAUCCCACCUAGACAAAUUCCUUGCUGUUUUUGAUGCAGUUCUCACUCCUUUUUUAAAUUCAGUCAUCUAUACAUUCAGGAAUAAAGAAAUGAAAAUGGCAAUGAGGAAAGUAUUCAGUCAGAUUUUUAUUUAUAGGAGGAUUUUGUAA